AUGUUAUGUAGGUAUGAAGACUUUCUUUCCUCGCAAGUAACACAGCGGGACAUGAACUACCUUGAGGACAUAAACCUGGCACGUAAAAUCGUAGAAUUUGGCUAUCGCGGUUCCAGGGAAGGAUUUUCGCUGGAGCGGUUCAUGGCUGUGAAAGCGGAAUUAGAGCAAAGAAAAUCGAUCUAUAACAAAACUAUACUGAGUGCAGGCAGGACCUUUGAGGAGCCAAUGUUAAGAGCUCUACAGAUGAGAGAAGAAAGCAACCGGACGCGUAAAAAUGCCAGCAUCAUCUUUGUUCGCGAUAUCAAUGAAUGUGGUCAAGAGGUAUCCUCGUAUAUGGAUUAUUCUCAUCGCCUGGCGACAGAAGAUUUUCGCCUGAUCUUUGACGGCAAGAAAAAACUGGUACCAAAGACAACCGAUCUGAGCUUCUUCAAUUGGGAGACACAAAAUGUAGCCAGUAAAAGCUCACCUAAUUACGAAAUUAUCGCCAAAAGUCCUAGCGGAAUGUUAUUCAAAAACAAACGAGAUGGCAAAAUUAUCAAUCCUGAUCCUUUCAUCGGAUCACCGGGUGACAACUCGUCUAGGACUGUGGUGCCCACUACCACUUACAUCAGUGUUAUCGUUUUCGAUCACUACAACCGACGAAAGACAUAG
Candidula unifasciata is the source of this 651-nucleotide messenger RNA. Lineage: Eukaryota; Metazoa; Mollusca; Gastropoda; Stylommatophora; Geomitridae. The record is from the annotation of a GenBank genome assembly.